This is a messenger RNA of Galdieria sulphuraria, 1821 nucleotides long. RefSeq lists its product as uncharacterized. The transcript has a single exon. The record is from RefSeq and is a predicted model, not a curated record. Lineage: Eukaryota; Rhodophyta; Bangiophyceae; Galdieriales; Galdieriaceae. The coding region runs from base 96 to 1790 and encodes 564 amino acids.
GGACACGUCAAGGACAUUCAAUUUGAUCAGAUUUUGGUGGGAAAACCAGAGACAUCGCAUGAUUGAUUGAUGCUGUUUUUUGUUGGCUACUCAAGAUGACUAAUUUAGAACGUCUAACAUACAAUGAUCCUAUCAAAUAUUCGAAAAUUGAUAUAGAUUAUUGCAGACAAUUGCUUUCACAAGCAGAGCAAAUGGAACAGCUGUUACGAGUGCAAGAGAAUUCAACUGCGGUAAAUAGAUUAAAAGACUCCAUAUUAGAUUGGUGUCCUGAUAUAUCACUCGGAAAAGAACUCAAUACAAAACCUAAUACCCAUCUUUCAACUUCUUUCAAAAAUCAGUACUCCAAAGACCUUGUAAGGGAAACAAAAGGAUUGACGGAUAGCCAAGGACAGAAGCGAGACAUUGAGAACGGUGGAAAGGAUUCCAUAUUCAGUGACAUUACAGAUAUAGAAACUUGUGACGUAAUUUGUCAAGAAGCAAUAUCUGCACUGGAACAAAACGAAAGAGAGAAGCAACAGCUACUCUGUGAAAUACAAGAAGAAAGGAAGAAAUAUUGGAACGAAAGAAAACAGCUCCAAGCAGAGAUUGAACAACUACAGAAAGAAAGAGAGAACGCGAAGAAGAGUCAAGACGAGUGUAAGACCGAAGUAGAGACACUAAGGGAAAGAUUGGUCGCUCUCCAUCAAGAGCUGGAGGAGAAAAGACUACCGAGCUAUGAGCAAUUGCGCAAAGAACUGGAGAAAGUGAUGGGACUUUACAAAGAUCAAAACGAAACUUUACAGCAAAUUCGAGAAGAAAAAGCCAAGCUCUUGCAAGAACUUGAAGAAACAGAGGCUUCUAGAGUGGCAUUACGAAUGAAACUGAGCAACACCGAAAGUGAUUUGCAACUUUUAGAAAAGAGCAAAACUCGGGUUGAUAGUGAAUAUGAAAAACUUCAAACCCAACUUGUCGAGCUUGAAAAACAAAGAAGGAAGCUUUUAAUGGAAACAGAAACUACUUCAAACCAGGAGAUUGACUCCUUACGGAGAAAACUAAAAGCCCAGGCGAAUGAAAAGAUGGAACUUAUACAGCAGCUGGAAUCUGUAAGAGAGGAAUAUCAGGAAAUAAAAAUUUGUAUCACUCAAGAAUACGAACAAAUGAAAUCAACGAAUGCUGAAUUGGCGCAGCAACACAAUCUAACACUAAAACAGUUGGAAGAGAUGAGGAAUGAAUGCAAUCAGUUGCUUCAGGAAAAUAAAAACUUACACAAAAAGAAUGAAGAAUUAAUGUAUCGAUGUAAAGUUUCAGAAGAACAGCUUAGUCAAUUGGAGGAGUUGCAAAAUACGAAAAGGAAUGCAGGAUAUGAGGAAGGCAACUUGAAUGGUAUAAAAAGAGAUAUUAGGAAGAAGUGCUUUGAAAAGGAAUCCGAAGCAAUGGAAAGAGAGCGACAACUUUUUAUAAGAGAUGUAUUCGCACUGAAAAGAGCAAAAGAUGAACUUGUGGCACAAUUGCAACAAGUAACAUCGUCAAAUUUGAGAAAUGAGAAUACACAAGAAAGCGGCAAGUGCAACAUUUCAGCUUUUCAAAAGUCGCACUAUUGUUUGGAGGAUAUCCUACCUGGCUCCUCCAUAUUAACAAAAGCUUCUGAGCCAAGUAAAAUUUGGACACAAAAGGUUAAACUUAUGUCGCACAAUAUGAAAGGAAAUAGAAUAAGAGCCAAUAUACAAAAGGCGUUUAAACAUACAUUCCAACAAGAUAAAAGCAACAGGAAGGAAAUGAAGGGAGUAGUAAACCAAGAGGCAAGUACAUAGCUUUGAGUUUCUGUAUGUGAUUAUAAUAAUU